AGACAUCUGGUGAUAGUGCAGUGCUCCGACCUAGCACAGCCUUGACUGCGGGCUUCAAGAGCUGCUACAUCAUCAGGCUGAGGAACAUCACCCCAAUACCCACCAGUGUCAAGUGGCAGCCGCCUAUCGAAAAUGAAGCCAUACUGAAGACAACGUUUGUGCCAAACGACUUAGAUCUUAAUGGACAUUCUUCUGCAGAAAUCCAGGUAGUGAUAGAAGGUAUGAAGGUUUGCUCUCGUCGGCUCUAUACUUACAGCGCUUUAGUGACCCACGCAUACAAACCUACGUAUCUUGUAAUUGAUGCUGCUGUUAAGGGUCUCGAGGUGGUGCUGGAUAUUCCACUAGGUGACAAAGUGGUGGCUGAAACGAUGCUAACCAUAAAACUUAUGCAGAAAGAAGAAACGGAGCAGCAAUCGCCGCAGACACCUAAAGAUAUUUUCGAGUUGGAGGAUGAGAAACGCAGAGUACAGAAUGAAAACAUCUGCAACUGUCGCUACAAAAUGGUGUACAUCCCGCCGGUUAAGGAAGUCAAGAGACCCAGCUCUGAUCCUGAAGACGAUGUGUCUGCAGUUGAAAUCAUUACGGAACCACCGCCGUUCACACGCGUCUGCCCGUGCGCGAACAAGACGAAGCCAGUAUUGCCAGAGCUGACGGAACCCUACUGCCUUCAGUUCAAAGGUGUUCAAAUAAGGACAGUAAGAACAAGAACGAUUAAUAUUCGAAAUGUUUCGUCGUUGUCCGCCAAAAUAUCGACUGCUGUGAGGAAAUGGCCCCGAAUACAUAAUAGGACCCUUAAUGCAGACAAAUGGGCUGGCGACGUCAAGGACCCGGGAGUAGUGAUAGAGUGCCAGGCGUCCCGGUCGGUUCUGGAGCCAUGCGGGGAACUACAGGUGACAGUCAGCGUAUAUGCAGACUGCUGGGGACUCUACUACGAUCAGAUCCUGCUUAAGAACACCUGGAGCCGCUCGUUCUAGACGUCUGGAUCGAGGUGGUAGGAGCGCCGCUGAGACUACUGUCCAGAACUGAUGGCAACGGGAACAGAGAACCUCCUGUAUUGUGGAUGACCCGCUCGGAUCCGAAGAGGUCGGUUCUGGUGUCAAAUACAUCGCGUGCCAAUCUAGAACUCUAUACGUAUAUCGUCACUGAGAAUGAUUCUCCGCAAGAUAAGCUGCCGUUCCGCCUUUAUCUUCGUUUUUACGAUGUACGGCCGCCAAUCUGUCCCUGCGUCACAGCAUAUGAGUCUGAUUCGUAUCGGGAGAGUUCAGCCAGCUCGAGCGUGGUGGAAGAUGUGGAGACUGGAGUGGAGCUAUUCCUGGGAGCAGACUGUGGCCAGCAGGACUACUCGUACUACAAGGUGGAACCUUCAGAGCUGAUGCUGGAGCGGGGCUGCACCACCAAACUAAAGGUCACCUUAGAGUCGUCUGAAGAGUACAUACCAGCUGCCGGAGUCAUCAUACGAGCUGUGCCGGUCGAUAAAGCUGGGCCAUGCUGGUGCCGCCCGGGUGUGCCUGCACAGUUUUUAAGCUUGGUCCAGGUCAACAGAGUGCCCAAGUUGGAAGUAUCAUGCUCUCGAGUCUACAUAAAGCUGUCAGCGUUGGAACUACCAAUGAACGAUGUUCUGAGAACACGCAAGAAGCUGUUCAUCCAGAACACCGGCUCCGCGAGUCUGGAAGCUAAGCUGGUGACGGAAGCUCCGUGGAGCGUGGUGGUGCCACAGAAACAGUGCCACAUGCGGUGCCUGGAGAAGGUGCCAGGAGCUGAUGUUAUGGGACUCAAUUUGCCGCCCGCGAGUUCUGCAGAGGUAUCUAUGGAGGUGUCUGUCAUCACGAAGGAGGUCUGGCCAAAGCCUGGGCAGGUUUAUGCCAAGAGGCGUUCUACGACAUCCUACCUGAGAUGCUUUAACAAACAGCAAGUCUUGUUAAUGUCGAUACCGUUAAUGCUGGAAAUCGAGUUCCCCAUCAUCAGCACACAGCCGUCUGUGAUAGAUUUUGGCUUCGUGAUGGACGGAGACACCAGGAAGACAUACUUCACUGUCAUGCACUCCAGCACUUCAGAUAUAAUAGAAGUGUUGGUGCAACGGAGCGGUGAUGAAGGCUUCACACACUGGCCGCGGAGGCUGGUGAUGACUUCUGGAUGCCGUCGCAGAGUCUACGUCCAGUACACUGCCAGGUGGAAGCACGCGCCGUCGGAGUGCUCGCUGAGGGUGCAGGUGUCGGGGGGAGCCGGCACCUGGUGCGCCUGCUCGCUGUCUGCGCGUGCGCAGUCCUCGAUCGACCGCGCAACGCGGCUGCCGGUCCACGAUUACACCGACGACACCAAGAUACUGCCUCCCAUGUAGACAUAUUGUAUAGAUACACAGAUAAUUGCACUGCGCACUGUUUUACCGAAAUUAGAUUGUAAUCCUUGUAACACGGUUGAUAUUGGCAUAUAUUUACUAUGAAAUCUGAAUUUCUGAGCCUGUAACAUCUGCUAAAACAAAAAAAAAAUUAUCGAUUAGUUAAGCAAAUCCAAUAGAUAUUUUAUUGCUCUGUGUCCGCACGAAAUACAAUAAAUACACUGUGAAUGCUACCAGAAGGGACCAUGCUACAUCGCGUUCACGUAUAGCAAUUUUAUGUAGCGACCUACAAAAGUUGCUAAGCUAAAAAUUAAAAGCGAAUUCGAAACUGCUGAAACGAUGGGUUUAAAAUGUAUGUAAUGUAAUCUUGGAAGCAAAGAUGGCGGACGAUAAAAAAUUCAGAUAGUUUCUAAUUAAUAUUUCAAAUGAUGAUGAGUGUUGAUAUUAUUUAGAGAGAAAUUGUCGAAUAUAAUCCGUUACUUAGAGAGACUUUAAUUUGGUGUACUUAUCUAUGUUGUUUCUAAGAGAAUUAGUUUAUCAGAGGAUAUUUAUGGAUACAUAAUAUAGAAUUGGCGUCCGAUAACAUAUUAUGAUCAUUUAAAUUACUACAGACCAUUUGCAACCAAUACUAAUUAAUAUAAACAAACACAAAAUGAAUAUUUAGUGUAAAUUAUAAUAAAUGGUGUAAAUCAAUAUUUUGUUCAGUUAAACAAAU
Molecule: messenger RNA, 3050 nt
Organism: Leptidea sinapis
Lineage: Eukaryota; Metazoa; Arthropoda; Insecta; Lepidoptera; Pieridae
Exons: 20
Coding region: 1061-2338 (425 amino acids)
Source: RefSeq, a predicted model, not a curated record